This is a messenger RNA of Conger conger (European conger), 1759 nucleotides long. RefSeq names its product multidrug and toxin extrusion protein 1-like. Bases 119 to 1759 code for a protein of 546 amino acids. The transcript is spliced from 16 exons. Gene Ontology annotation, biological process: xenobiotic detoxification by transmembrane export across the plasma membrane. NCBI's taxonomy places the organism in Eukaryota, Metazoa, Chordata, Actinopteri, Anguilliformes, Congridae. Gene Ontology annotation, cellular component: membrane. Gene Ontology annotation, molecular function: xenobiotic transmembrane transporter activity; antiporter activity. The record is from RefSeq and is a predicted model, not a curated record.
UGGCUACUUAAUAAAUACGAGAAAAUGGAAGGGGACGCGUAUCGAAAACAGUUCUGUUCUAUUUCGCAUUUCUUCCCGUAGCAGUUUUAUAAGAAUUCAUAGGAAACUACGUUACAGAAUGGAGGUGAUCCAUCCGGGAACUGGCGAGAUUAUUGGAAACCAUUCUGACCCAAACACCCUCACAGACUCAGAUUCAAGUGAACAGACUGGAUGUUUCAGAUGUCUGUGGCGUGGGAUCCCUCUUAACUGCAAAAAACAAUUUUCUCAGUUCUCAAAAUUAGCUGGACUUGUGUGUGUUGCUCAGCUUCUGGUCUUUUUAAUACCUUUUGUCAGCACUGUAUUCUGUGGACAUCUGGGGAAGACAGAGCUGGCUGGGGUUACUUUAGCCACAUCUAUUGUGUCUAUUGCUGGUAUUUCAAUUGGUCAAGGAUUGGCAACAACAUGUGACACAUUCAUAUCUCAGACCUUUGGGAGCAGUAACUUAAAGAGAGUGGGGGUCAUUCUGCAGAGGGCUAUCCUCAUUUUACUUCUGGCUUGUUGCCCAUGCUGGGCUCUUCUUAUCAACACAGAGUCCAUCCUCCUGGCCUUCAAGCAAAGCCCAGAGGUGGCCAGGCUGUCCCAGAUGUAUGUGGAGAUCUUUAUGCCUGCAUUACCUGUGACCUUUCUGUUUGAGCUACAAGUAAGGUAUCUUCAAAGUCAGGGUAUACUAUGGCCCCAGAUAUUGACAGGAAUUGUGGGAAAUGUCCUGAAUGCACUGAUCAACUACAUCUUUCUGUUCGUUCUGGAGCUUGGUGUAGUUGGUUCAGCUGCAGCCAACAUGAUAUCCCAGUACUGCCUGGCUUUGUUCCUGUUUGCUUACAUUCUCUGUAAGGGUUUGCAUAAGCCCACCUGGGGAGGCUGGUCUGUGGAAUGUCUGCAGGAAUGGGGACCCUUUGUCCACUUAGCCAUACCCAGCCUGUUCAUGGCAUGUCUGGAUUUAUGGAUGAUGGAGAUUGGGGGAUUCCUUGCAGGUCUGAUAAGUGUGGUUGAACUGGGAUCACAGUCAGUCAUCCGUAUGGUGUCUGGUAUUCUAUACAAGAUUUAUGGAGGCAUCAAUGCAGCUGCCACUCUGACUGUGGGGAAUGCUCUGGGAGCUGGAAAUGUACAGCAGGCUCAGCUGUCCUGCAAGAUCUCCAUGAUAUGUGCAGUUGUGAUCUCCCUAUGCGUAGCAGUGAUUGUUGGGUCAUCAUCGGAUGCAAUAGCCAUUGUCUUCACAAAUGACGAGCAAAUCAGGAGAAGGACAGGAGAGGUUAUCGUUAUGCACACACCAUUUCAAAUAAUUAAUGCAAUAUUGUUUGUAUUUUCAGGCAUUUUCAGGGGUGUGGCAAAACAGAAGAUUGGUGCAGUUUUGGAGCUGGUUGUUUGCUCCUUUGUGUGCAUUCCCAUUGGUGUGUCCUUAACGUUUGCAACAAAACUCGGAAUCACCGACAACCAUGAAGAGGGGCACAGUCCCUGGCAGUUCAACUCUGACCUGGAGGUGCUGCAUGAGAGAGACAGUGGGACCCUCACUACAGUGGAGGAGGUGCUGACUUUCAGGCAGCUGUGUCUGCGGCGGGGGCUAGCGCUAGGCUCCAUGCUGGUCCUCCUAGCUGCAGGAAUCCUCACCAACAUGCUGCUCCCUGCUGUCUUCACAUCAGGGCUAAAUGAGACCUCCACCGUACCACCCACAGUGGACAACCUGUGGACUCACAAUACUAUGGACCAGACGGGCCAAGUAUGA